AUGAGCGUGUCUGUUGUGUUGGGUUCUCAGUGGGGAGAUGAAGGGAAGGGGAAACUGGUUGAUAUUCUUGCUGCGGACAUCGACGUCUGCGCACGAUGUGCAGGUGGAAAUAAUGCUGGCCACACCAUUGUCGUCCCUGUUAACGGAGUGAAGAAGACCUUUGCUUUUCAUCUGUUGCCGAGUGGGCUUGUAAAUCCUGCUUGCACUGGACUGAUUGGAUCUGGUGUCGUCGUCCAUGUCCCUUCGUUCUUCAAAGAGCUUGACGAUCUUGAAAGCCAAGGCCUUAAUUGCACUGGCCGCCUUUUUAUCUCUGACCGUGCACACCUCGUAUUCGAUUUCCACCAAAUCGUUGAUGGACUGAAAGAGGUGGAACUAGGAGGCUCCAGCAUCGGAACCACUAGGAAGGGUAUCGGCCCGGCCUACUCAGGCAAAGCCUCCCGCUCCGGCCUGCGCGUGCAUCAUCUUUUCGAUGAAGAGACCUUCGCAAAGAAAUUCCGCACCCUCGUCGAGGGCCGGUUCAAGCGAUACGGACAUUUCGAGUACGACACCGAAGGCGAGAUCGCGCGAUACCGCGAGCUCGCCGCCCGUCUGCGCCCGUAUGUCGUCGACAGCGUAGUAUAUCUGCACAACGCGAUCACGGCGGGCAAGAGGGUGCUCGUAGAGGGUGCAAAUGCACUGAUGCUCGACUUGGAUUAUGGCACGUAUCCCUUUGUCACAUCCUCGUCGACGGCAAUCGGUGGUGUGUGCACUGGUCUGGGUAUCCCUCCUAAGAUGAUCGGGCACACAAUCGGUGUUGUCAAAGCGUACACUACCCGUGUUGGUGGAGGACCUUUCCCAACUGAGCAGCUUAACGAUGUCGGUGUGCACCUUCAAGAAGUUGGGCGCGAAUAUGGCACGACCACUGGCCGCCGGAGGCGUUGCGGGUGGCUGGAUCUUGUUGUGCUGAAGCAUUCGCACUUGAUCAAUGGCUAUGACAGCUUCAACCUUACCAAGUUGGACGUCCUCGACAAGCUUCCGGAGAUCAAGGUCGCCGUCAAGUAUCUCGUGGACGGGAAAGAGUUGGCCGGGUUCCCUGCCGACCUCGAGCUCCUCGCGAAGGUGGAAGUCGAAUAUGUCACGCUCCCUGGCUGGGAGACCUCCAUUGAAGAGAUCACCACCUUUGACGCCCUCCCCGAAAAUUGCAAGAAGUAUAUCAAAUUCAUUGAAGACUUCAUGAAAGUUCCUGUCAAGUGGAUCGGUGUCGGUCCUGGAAGAGAGAGCAUGGUGACCAAACCGUAA
Messenger RNA from Psilocybe cubensis, 1278 nucleotides. RefSeq lists its product as uncharacterized. The record is from RefSeq and is a predicted model, not a curated record. Gene Ontology annotation, molecular function: adenylosuccinate synthase activity; GTP binding. Gene Ontology annotation, cellular component: cytoplasm. Gene Ontology annotation, biological process: IMP metabolic process; 'de novo' AMP biosynthetic process. Bases 1 to 1278 code for a protein of 425 amino acids. NCBI's taxonomy places the organism in Eukaryota, Fungi, Basidiomycota, Agaricomycetes, Agaricales, Agrocybaceae. The transcript has 6 exons.